AUGCGUUUAACACCCUUUAUUCUCCUGGGCCUGGGCCUGGGAGUUAUAGGUGACUCUUCAACUAUAACUAGUACCUCAUCUUCAUCAGUCUCUGCCAGCUCAUCAUCUGCCUCUCCCAGCUCCAGCUCUAUCAGCUCCUCAUCUGAAUCUGCUAGCUCGAGCUCUGUUAGCUCCAGCUCCAUCAGCUCCUCUUCGGCUUCAGCAUCUGCUAGCUCCAGCUCUGCUAGCUCCUCUUCAGCAUCUGCAUCUACUAGCUCCAGCUCUAUUAGCUCUAGCUCUGUGAGCUCCUCAUCUGCCUCUCCCAGCUCUAGCUCUAUUAGCUCCUCAUCUGCCUCUCCCAGCUCCAGCUCUGCUAGCUCUAGCUCUGUGAGCUCCUCAUCUGCCUCUCCCAGCUCCAGCUCUGCUAGCUCCUCUUCAGCAUCUGCAUCCGCUAGCUCCAGCUCUCCCAGCUCUAGCUCUAUUAGUUCUUCAUCAGCAUCUGCUAGCUCCAGCUCUAUUAGCUCUAGCUCUAUUAGCUCUUCUUCUGUCAGCUCUUCUCCUGCCAGCUCCUCAUCCGCUAGCUCCUCAUCUGUCAGCUCCUCGUCUGCUUCUCACAGCUCCAGCUCUGUCAGCUCUACUUCCGCCAGCUCGACACCUUCAGCUAGCUCCUCAUCUGCCUCUAUCAGCUCCUCAUCUGCCAGCUUGACACCCUCAGCUAGCUCCUCUUCCGGCUCCUUAUCUGCUUCUGCCAGCUCUGCCUCUACUAGCUCCUCUUCUGCCAGUUCUAGCGGCAUUAGUACAUCGGCUUCUAGCUCUUCUGUUCCUACCAGCUCUAGCGCCUCUAUCAGCUCUUCUGCCAGCUUAGCAUCUUCGGCUAGCUCUAGUGGUAUCAGUUCAUCGGCUUCUAUCUCCGGUGCCUCUACCAGCUCUGAGGCUCCCAUUAGCUCUGAGGUGUCUACUAGCUCUGGUGUUCCUGCUAGCUCUGUUACCCCUGCCAGCUCUGAUAUCUCUACCAGCUCUGAGGCUCCCGUCAGCUCUGAUGUCUCUACUAGCUCUGAUGUCUCUACCAGCUCUGAGGCUCCCGUCAGCUCUGAUGUCUCUACCAGCUCUGGUGCUCCUGCUAGCUCUGGUGUUCCCGUCAGCUCUGAUAUCUCUACUAGCUCUAGUGCCCUGGCCUCGAGCUCUGCCCCUGCUCCUCAGUCUACAAGCUUCUCUACCUCUACCACCUCUACAUCUGUCACCACCACCUCGGCAUCCAUUAUUAGCUCUCAAUCUGUAUCCCUUGACUCAGGUGUUUCCUAUGGACAAGGUGCUUCACCCCAGACAGACUCCAAUGGUAACGUUGUCGCCGUUGACUUGGUAGCUGGCGCGAACGGUGAGGCGACAUUCGAUGUCGCCGUUCAAGCCUCCUCUUCCCCCAGUGGCAGCUCCACAACCCUCACAUUCGAAUACACUGUCAGCGCUUUCAAACGCUUGCGUGCCAAGCGCGCCUUCGAGGGCUGCACUCUGACCAUCACAGUUGACGGCAAUGUGGUUUACUCCGGACCUGUUGCGUCGACACCUGCUACUUACAGCGAGGCUAGUCAGCCGUUUGUCGCGGAAAGUAACCCGAACAUUAAGUUUACACAGACUUGCGGUACUAGUCCCGUAAAUCUGGCUGUUAAGGACCUUGCCCUUGUCACUGCUGCGGUUCCUAUCGCUACGACUGGUUCUGUCGACGUAACUCAGACUGCAAGCCAGACAUCUGCCGAAUCUGUUACUGAGACUGUUACCGAGUCUGCUUCAGAGUCUGCUACCGAGUCUGCUACUGAUUCGGGUUCUGCUACCGAGUCUGUUACAGAGUCUGCUUCUGAGUCUGCUUCUGAGUCUGCUACUGAGUCUGCUACUGAGUUUCCUACUAGCUCUGCUACAGGCUCCGUUGCCGAGUCUGCUACCGAGUCUGUUACUGAGUCGGCCACUGGUUCUGCUACUGAAACUGCUACUGAGUCGGCUACCGAGUCGGUUACAGAGUCUGCUACCGAGUCUGCUACCGAGUCUGCUACUGGUUCUGCUACUGAGUCUGCCAGUCUUACUACUGAGUCCGCUACUGGUCUUACUACUGGUUCUACCACUGGCUCUGUUACUGGUUCCAUCACCCAUUCGACUUCUGCUUCCUCUAGCUCUGCCAGCAGCGUGGUCAACCCCCUUGCGGUUGGAGACUUUACUCUCUUCGGCUGUGCCCGCUCUUCUGCUGGUUUUCCUACCUUUGAGCUCGCUAGUUCCAGCGAUUCCAUGGACCUUAAUGUUUGUGCCUCCCUGUGCUCUGACAAGGCCUACUUUGGUGUUUACAACACUGACUGCUACUGUGGUGAGGAAGUUAGCUCCUCAAGCGUUACCCGUGUUGCCAUUGAUCUUUGCGACACCAAGUGCCCUGGCGAUGACUCUGAGUUCUGCGGUGGUAAAGCUGCUUCCAGCCGUAUUAUGCGCCGUGCGAUCCCGAGCAACAUCCUCCUCACUGUCUACGUUCACGCUGCUGCUAGCACGGUCACUAAGUUGGCUACCAUCACUGCGACUGUCUCAGGCACCACCACUAUCACCACUGAGGUCACCAAGACCAUUCCUGGCCCCAACCCUACCACCACUGUCAUUGAGGAGAUCUACAUCUGCAUCAAUGGCAAGUGCACUGCCGAGUCUAACUCUGGCUCUCGUGUUGUCUACGUCAUGAUUGAGGCUAAUGGCGCUGACUGUGAUAAUGAGUGGGUGUAUAUCUCUUCCGCUUGCUCAUGCCAGGGUGGACAGGAGUAUACCGCUAUCUUCUGCUCUGGUGGCAGCUGCAUUGGCGAGACUGUCUAUAAGGCAUCUGAGUGCCAUGACUGGUAUAACUACGAGAACUUCUUUAUCCCUGCUGACUGCGGCUGCGGCAAGCAGGGUGAAGCCGCCAUCAAGUUCAUUCCUUGGGAGAAUAAGUGGGGUACUCCCGAGGAGUGCAACGAGCAAGAGAUCCCUGUCUGCUCUGAGUGUACCUACGCAACACACUACGCCACAGGCAACAGCACCGCCUCUGGUUCCAAUGGCAGCUCUGGCUCUGGUAGCGGUACCUCUGGUUCAGGCAGUUCCGGUUCUGGCAGCUCUGGAAGUGGUAGCUCUGGAAGUGGUAGCUCUGGUUCUGGCAGCUCAGGAUCUGGCAGUCCCGGUUCUGGAAGCGGUAGCUCUGGUUCAGGCACUUCCGGUUCUGGCAGUCCCGGUUCUGGUUCUGGUAGCUCUGGUCCUGGAAGCUCUGGUCCUGGCAGCUCCGGUUCAGGCAGCUCCGGUUCAGGUAGCUCCGGUUCUGGCAGCUCUGGAAGUGGUAGCUCUGGAAGUGGUAGCUCUGGUUCUGGCAGCUCAGGAUCUGGUAGUCCCGGUUCAGGAAGCGGUAGCUCUGGUUCAGGCACUUCCGGUUCUGGCAGCUCUGGUCCAGGCAGUUCCGGUUCUGGAAGUGGUAGCUCUGAUUCUCCUUCUGGAUCCGGCAGCUCAGGAUCUAGCAGCAGUAGCUCUGGUUCUGGCUCUGGGUCCUCUUCUGGUGCCUCUAGCUCUGCUGUUGGUACUGCUAGCUCUUCUGGUAUUCCCGUUACUGCUGGUGCCGUCAAGCAGACUAGCACUUCUAUGGCACUUGUCGCUGCUAUCGCUGUUAUCGCUUCCCUCUUCUAG
This is a messenger RNA of Fusarium tjaetaba, 3645 nucleotides long. RefSeq lists its product as uncharacterized. The record is from RefSeq and is a predicted model, not a curated record. The coding region runs from base 1 to 3645 and encodes 1214 amino acids. Lineage: Eukaryota; Fungi; Ascomycota; Sordariomycetes; Hypocreales; Nectriaceae. The transcript has 2 exons.